Molecule: messenger RNA, 1373 nt
Organism: Amoebophrya sp. A25
Lineage: Eukaryota; Dinophyceae; Syndiniales; Amoebophryaceae
Source: the annotation of a GenBank genome assembly
CCAACACUAAGAUCCUCAGCAAGGACGACCUUGAAACCUUCAACACCUCAGCAGGAGGCCGCGCAAGAUCCUUAGAAAUGUCCAGUCCGCCAGUUAAAAGACCCCGAGCUUAAUCAAUGGUCACCAGGACGGAGCUCCAUAGAUCAGCAUAAGCGAGGGAUCUUCUGGGGCGGCUGUUCCGCUCUAGGUUCUUCGCGCGAGUAAAUAAGUAGGCUAGGCAGAGCCUUUUGGUCAAGGAUAGAGAUGACCGUUGCCAUUUCUAGGGUUUAUGCUCCUGGUUCAAGUUGUUGGGUCUUCAAGAGAAUGCAAGUCCUCAAGACUUGCGUUCGUAUGAAAAACGGGCUCGAUUAUGACCAUCGAAAGCCCCGCACUUUUCGUGCUUUCUUGCUUUGUCUUGCUGCCGUUUGGCUCAAGACUUCGAUCAGGAUUUUUUGGAUUUCAGUGGCGUGGUGAUGUGUAAAGCUCCUAGUGCGGAGGAGCAUCGCUGAUUGUUCCUUCCCCCGUUUUCCCUGUAUUAUAAAUAUAUUUUAAUCAAACGAUUACGAUAUCGGUAUGUCUCGCAGGCGCCGAAAGCUCCUGCUCCAACAUUGUGGAUCAAAGUGGAGGAGAGACGUGCCGCAACAACCUCGACAAGCUUGCGCGCGCGGGGCUGAAGGUCAAAGGAGGCACGGAAAACAGAGAGAGCAUACUCCAGCCGCUGUGGCAGGAUAUGAGUGAGGGAAGUGGAGGACGUAACGCCGAGGCCCUUCUUGAAAUCGCCAAUCACGCCACAUCCACUUACGGCAGUGCAGCAGGCAAAACGCGUCAAACUAUGCUGCGUCACGAAGACCAGGACAACGCGGCUGAUAGUUCCAGUUUCCUGCAGUCCCAUGUCGCCAAAGUGCGUGGCUUGUUGCAGCAGAACGGUUUUGCAGUCGUAGCCGAGGUCACGCUAGUAGCUUUUCUGGUGUUCGUUGUCGGCUACGCGAUCCGCAAGUACGCACGCCAGCUGGUUUCUCGCGCAGAGAAGAAGGAGGAAUUGCGGAAGAACAAUGAGGUUUCCUACGGUACGAUGGGCAAGAAGAAGAAAUCAGCAGAAGAAGCAGACCAGCAAAGUGGUGUUGCGAAAAGCGGAACGGCAAAGGGUGUAGCAUCGAAAGGCGCACUUUCUGACACAACAACGCACGAGGCAUCUGAGUCGGAGAUCGCUGCAUCGCAGGAGGGCGACAGCGGUUUUUCGUACCACUUUUUCUCUAGUUGAAUGAAAACGAUGAAAAAUUGAUGAACAUGAAGAAUACUUCUAAGACGUUGAAUGAUCAAUGUAUUGUGUGAUCACCGAGGAUUUUCAUCGUGACGUUGUAUUUCCGUCUGAUCGUCUUCACAGGAGCGACUAG